CCGCCUUUGAACAGAGAAGAGAGUUUCAUCUUCUUCGUAUCGGCGUGGACAGUGGAUAGUGUGGUGUGGAAGCUGGAGGAGAUCGUGGCAAUGGCAAAGAUGGAUGCGUGGGAAGAUGAAGAUUGAAGGGGUAAACAAAAACAUUUGGAUUUUGAGAAUUGAAGAACAGUUUUCAUGGGUUCUCUAAUGCAAUCUGAGCCAGAGAUGGAGAAAAAACCAGUAGGGAUACGAUUCUUGGAACGUAUCAAAGGCUCAAAGCUCUCUUACAAUGCUUAUCAAGCCAUAGUGUUGAUCGUGACGUUUCUCGCUUACGCUAGUUAUCACGCUGCAAGAAAAACAACAAGCAUUGUCAAAAGUGCUCUUGAUCCUCAAUCUCCAGAUACAGGACUAAACUCACUUCUUUUGAGGUUUACUUCGUUUGGAUCCGCUGUUAAAGAAGAAGGUGGUGGUUGGGCUCCUUUUAAUGGUCCGGAUGGUACAGUUUUGCUCGGUGAGAUCGAUGUCGCGUUUCUUGCGGUUUACGCUUUCGGAAUGUAUUUUGCUGGACAUUUGGGAGAUAGGAUGAAUCUUAGGAUCUUCUUGACGGUUGGAAUGAUAGGAACUGGAUUGUUUACUUCUCUGUUUGGAGUUGGUUAUUGGGCUAAUAUUCAUAGCUUUUACUAUUUCUUGAUUAUGCAAAUGUUAGCUGGAUUGUUUCAAUCUUCGGGUUGGCCAUCGGUUGUUGCGGUUGUUGGAAACUGGUUUAACAAGAAGAAGAGAGGUUUGAUUAUGGGAAUAUGGAAUGCUCAUACUUCUGUUGGGAACAUUACUGGCUCGUUGAUCGCUGCUGCGAUGUUGAGAUAUGGUUGGGGAUGGUCUUUUGUUGUUCCUGGUGUUAUCAUUGUGGUGAUUGGUUUGGUGAAUUUCGCUUUCUUGCCUGUUAAUCCAGAGAUUGUUGGAGCAGAGCGAGACCAGGAUCUUGAUUCUUCGUCUGAGAAGAUCGGAAACUCUGUUAACGAGGCAUUACUAUUGAGCUCGUCGGAUUCGGAAACCGAUGACAAGAAACGAGCUGUUGGAUUCAUUGAAGCGUGGAGGAUUCCCGGAGUUGCGCCUUUCGCGCUUUGUCUCUUCUUUGCUAAAUUGGUUGCUUACACUUUCCUCUACUGGCUCCCAUUUUACGUUAGCCAUACAGCGAUUGAAGGCGAGUAUUUAUCGGACGAAACAGCGGGAAAUCUUUCGACAAUGUUCGAUGUAGGAGGUGUGGUUGGAGGAAUCAUGGCUGGUUACAUUUCAGACCGAAUUGGAGCAAGAGCGAUUACCGCUGCGAGUUUCAUGUACUGCUCAAUCCCAGCUUUGUUCUUCUACCGAAGCUACGGACAUGUUUCGUUACUAGCCAAUGCCUCUCUCAUGUUCCUAACCGGAAUGUUGGUUAAUGGACCUUACGCUCUGAUCACAACAGCUGUUUCAGCCGAUCUUGGAACACAUAGCUCGUUGAAAGGAAACUCGAGAGCUUUGGCUACGGUAACGGCUAUAAUCGAUGGAACGGGAUCCGUUGGAGCGGCGGUUGGGCCAUUACUAACAGGUUACAUAUCGUCUAGGGGUAGCUGGAGCGCGGUUUUCACAAUGUUGAUGGGAGCUGCGUUUGUGGCUGGACUAUUGUUGACGAGGCUGGUUAUGGCCGAAGUAGCGGAGAAGAUAGCUGAGUCGAGACCAUCAGAGGAAUGUAGAUCUCCGGUGGACUACGUCCAAGAUCAUGUGAUGGAAGUGUGAUCACCAACUUUGAUCGCCAUUUUUUUAGUAGCGUUUUAAGUUGUGUUUAUUUUUUCAUAGGGAAGAUUUCGGACCGGAGUUUUGGUCUGUGGGAAUUUGUAAACAUGUAAUCUGUAUUGUGAUGUACAUAAAUUACUAUAUAUAUAUCGAUUUGAUCAACUUCUCAAAAGAAAUAAAACCUCAAAAUUACC
Arabidopsis arenosa is the source of this 1940-nucleotide messenger RNA. Lineage: Eukaryota; Viridiplantae; Streptophyta; Magnoliopsida; Brassicales; Brassicaceae. The record is from the annotation of a GenBank genome assembly.